Myotis lucifugus (little brown bat) is the source of this 8451-nucleotide messenger RNA. It is a transcript of the gene RESF1, whose product is annotated as KIAA1551 ortholog. The record is from RefSeq and is a predicted model, not a curated record. Gene Ontology annotation, molecular function: histone methyltransferase binding; RNA binding. Gene Ontology annotation, biological process: mRNA processing. Bases 335 to 7729 code for a protein of 2464 amino acids. Lineage: Eukaryota; Metazoa; Chordata; Mammalia; Chiroptera; Vespertilionidae. Gene Ontology annotation, cellular component: nucleus. The transcript is spliced from 8 exons.
UUAAAAAGUCCGGCACCCGGGAGGCCGGCUCGUCUCUCCUCUUACCCCGGCUGGCGCCGAGCUGGUCGGAUCAAAAAAGUAAACAUUGUGGAGGGACACCGACAUGUUUGGAGAGAAAUGGGAACACAUACAAUGAAAGAGUAACAUUGAAAGGUAUGGCCUCAUCCUGCAUCUCUGAAUUGAGCUUGGCUUCAGCAUUGACUUCGUUCUCAGAAAACGGGCUGCUCCUUUGUAGAGGAGAUUCAUAUGUUCAGUCAUAGCUGGCGUUUUCCAGAUUCCUGACAUUCAAAAAACCUAAUUUUUAAUACACUUCUACUACUUUAAUCAAUCAACAAUGGAUUGGAAUGCUAAACCGAAUAGUGUCACCUUACAACCAAUGUAUCCUAAAAAACAGUCAUCUUUUUUGGAGCCGAGUGUAAUAAACACACCAUCUCAAGUUCCUUUAAACCCUCCUGGAAGUAACCAUCCUGCAUGUAUGUUUCGGAGUAACUCAAAUCCAGUUUCACAGUCACCUCUCAACAUCAGAAAUACAACUUCCCAUCAAAUCUCUGCUUCUGAUAUACAUAGUAGGACAAUUUUUGCCUCACAAGUUUCUUUGGAAAGAAAAACUUAUGCAAAUGUAAAAGGACCCAGUCAACUAAAUAACAGUUUGCAAAUGUCUCCAGGAGUUGCACAAAAUGUGUGGACAAACUCACCAGGGAGGAAUUCAAUGUUUUCUCAUACAGGGGCAGCUGUUUCUCAACAAACUGGUUUUAGAACUAAUCCACCAAAUGUAAAUGCACUACAGAAUCAAUUUGUAACAUCAGAAGUCUAUUCUAUGCAAGGACAGAUGGUCCCUUCUAAUCCUGUAAGAGUUCCUGUAACUUAUCAAGGAAACCAGAGACUUACCUCAUCUUUAUCAGAGCGACAGGCUGACUGUGCACAACAGUAUACAUCCAAUGGACUGACUUAUGCAGAUUACAGACCACGUCCAGAGCAAUACAGUUAUCCACCACAAAGCUAUUUGCAAAGUCCUACUCUUCAGAAACAAAGUACUAUGCAACUUACAUCAGUACAAGUUAAAAAUAGUCAUCAUUCAAAUUCUGCACUGACAUUACAGUCAAAGCAGGCUGCAUCUUUACCGUCCUAUCAAAUUGCAGUUAUUCAGAAUGAAAACAGACUUCUUCCUCCUUAUGACUGUAGGUACGCAAGCCAAACUUUGCAAAAUUCGCAGCAUGUUAUUACUCACUCUUCAGAAGUUCCUCAGAGUCAAGAAGUUCAUACUUCUGAAAUGAGGAAAGACUUUUGCAGGGGCCUUCAACAGCAAAACCUCAAUGAAAAUGUCAGUAUGACUGGAAAUUUUUGUAACAUGAAAGUAAAUACUAGUACCAAUCAGUCUUUUAGUGAGCCUAUUAGAUCUGUUGACGAUGUUCAGAUUCUUCCUCAAAAUAAUCAAGAAGAAAGAGUAGAUUUUUCUAAUCUGACUCCAAGUCAAGUACUGGACACAAAUAUUGCAAAAGAGAAGUUAGUGAAGGAUAUUAAACAAUUAGUAGAAAUGAGAAAGAAAUUUUCUGAACUGGCAAGGAAAAUUAAAAUUAAUAAAAAUGUUUUAAUGUUAGCAGGUUGUAUUAAGGCUAAUAGUGAAACACCUCAAAAUUCUGAACUGUCUCUGAAACAAACUGGCAAAACCCAGUUUGGACCACAUGUAACCCCAGCCGCUCCAGAGACUGCAGUGGAUAAAUCACCAAAAGCAGUGGAAAUAGCUGAAGAAACAAAUAGAAUGCACAGUUCAUUGAAUUCUAGUCAAGAGACCAAUUGCAGGAAUUCUAACCAGGUUAAUUCGAUUUUACUAAAUUCUGUGUGUUCGGGAAAGGGUCCAGUGCCAGACCAGUUACAUAAUUUAAAACAUACCACUUCUUUCAAGAUGCCAACUAUGGAGAAUACCCAGUUUUCAUCAGGAAAUAUAGUCAAUGUUGAAGAAAAUGUGCAAGCCAAUUCUGAAACAAUUUUAGUUCCUCAGUCUAUGGCCUCUGAGUCAUACGCUUCAAAAUAUCUAAAUGAAAAUAGGCUACUUAUCAGUCUCCUUGCACAUGGAGAUGAAAUUGAAAAAAGGUUAAUGAAAGAUGGUUGUGAAACUAUUAAGGAUUCUAAUCCACACAAUUUUGAAAUGAAAGCUAAUAUCCAAAUCACUAAUAACCAACUGAACUUGAAAACCGUGGAAACUCCAAGCUCUUAUAAUAUAAAUGCCAAUGUAUCAGAAAAUUCUUCUUGCAUGGACCAUAAAUUUCCUAAAACUGGAGCACCUCUGAAUGCUGACAGUCAUUUGGAAUUGCUAGCAACAUGUCUUAAUCUGUGGAAAAAAACCCCUUCUGAACCUACAGAAAAAAAACAGUGUAAUGAGUUAACAGCACAGAGAACAGCAGUUAGAAUCUCAAAAGCUGGGGAAAUCUGUGAUAAAACUCCAGUUUCACUUGUGGGAAAUUCUCAGAAUAAGAUGGAAAACUGCUCACAAGUAACAACUCUGCCAAUGGUAGUGCAAAGUUAUGAAUCUCCAGGUGCAACUACUAUUAAGGGAACAGAACUUCAGAUUGCUGUGGUGUCACCCUUAAUUUCAGAUAUCAAAACAUUGCCUGUCAAAGGAAUAACACCUGAUUUACCUGAAACAGGCUAUCCGGUUAUUAAAGAAGGCAGUGUUUGUAGUUUACAGAAUCAAUUGGCAGAAAACAGAAGAGUGACUGCUGUAUUGAAAGUGAACGAACCAGUUACAAGUACAACAAAUAAGGUUUUGCCACUAAUUCAGAAGGAAAAGCGAAAUACUUCAACUAAUGGUAAUUCAGAAGAUGCACCUAAUACCAAUCAAGGAAAUCCAAUAGAAUCUGAACCAAAUAUUCACUGUCCUGUGAGUGAUCAGCAAGCCUCAUCUAACUCCAGGGACGAUGAUACUGUGAGUAGUGAGUUGUUGCAGAUUGACAAUAUAUGUUCUCUGGUUGAAGGUGAUACAUCUUAUAAUUAUCAAAUAGCAAAGAUAUUCAAGUCACCUCCUAUUGAACAAAUUGAGUCACAGAAAUCAUUACCUAGUCUCCAAGUGAUUAGUACUAAAAAACAAAAAGAACAAUCAGACAAUAUCACUGAAAAGAUAGAGCUUGGUUUACAAAAAGAUAAUUUUUUACAGUACACAGAUGUUUUACAUAAAAAACCUGAUCAAUCAAAGUCACCACAACCUCUAGAGUCAUUUUUGAAGAAUGUUGAUUCAAGUAGUGAAAAUCCAGAGGAAAGCAAUUUGAAGCAUUAUAGUAAAAAAGUAAGCACAGCUAAAGAUAUGUGUUCAUCAGCUGCUCUUCAUCAGAGCAGUAACCCCCAGGAAAUUGAUGUGUCCUGCAAUCACACUGCCCAGGAUCCUGCAGUAAAUGAAGUUCUUGAUGACACUUCCAUUUUCUUCCCACACGAUCAGCUUUCAGAACUCUCAAAAGAUUUUCCCUAUGGUAUUGAACCUGUGACUACACAUGAAGAUUCUCCAGCAAAACAAAUAACAGACAAAAACUCUAAAGAUGAGUCUUGUGAUAAAACCAUCUGUGACUCCAAAGAUGCAACUGACCACAUAAAAAUUACAAUAUUAAACUCAGAGCAAAUGAAAGAAUUAUUUCCCGAACAGAAUGAUCAAUCUUGUGAGUUAGACAAAUUUACAAAAUCAGAGAAAGAAAACCCUGUCACAAAAAAAGGAAUCCACUGUGACUCACCAGUACAUACAGAUGGAGAAAGUUCCAAUUUUGUUAUGGAUUCAGAGAAAGACGAUGUCCGUUGCUGUGCAUUGGGUUGGCUCUCUAAUGUUUAUGAAGGAGUUCCCCAGUGCCAGUGUAAGUCCAUCAAUAACUUGACUUCAAAGGUCGAAAAUGGGAAAGAUCGGUGUUCUCUGGAGACCAACAGUUGUAAGCAAGGAGAGACUACUUCUGAUAAAGAUUAUUCCAUGUUAUUUAAUUGUUCUCCAAAUAACAAUCCAAAGAUUGCGAUGACUGUUCCGAUUGGGAAAAACCCUUUUUCUGAAACAGAACAAGGCAAGACUAUGAAAGAUCUAUCAGAACCAAAAUGCAGCUCACUAAGGACAGAACAAGAAUUAUCCGCUCCAUCUUUUUCUAAAGGGGAUAAAAAACUAGAUUCCUUAAAAUGUCACAAAAAGAAAAGAAAACUGAAAUUUCAUGAGAUGACUUUUCAUUCUAGUGCUAAAAGAAAGUUUUCUCAAGAGAGUUUGCAGAGAAAGAUCAUAGCACAAAAUUCAAGUCCACCUAAAGGAAAGCCAGGUUUUUGGACAAAUAAAAAUAAAGACUUGCAUAUAAAAAAUGGUUCUCUUGUACAGAAAUUAUUGCCAGAAAAGAUAAAAUUGAAAACAGGUGAUCAUCAGCAAAAAGUUUCAGCAAAAAGGAAGUUAGGUGAAGGGAGCAUACUUAAUUCAGAGGUAAAGAAGAUGAAGUAUUUUAAACAAGAGCAAAAUAAAAAUGGAGAUGGUACUUUGAAAACGUGUUCUCUUUUGUCAAAACCCGAUGAUAGAGCCAAAGAAAAGACAGUAUCUAAUGUUAAAUCAUUAGGCUCUACGUCUAAGGAUAAUUCGCCUAAAGUUGUUAUAACGCUAGAGCAGUAUUUGCAAAGGCAGAAGCAUAAAGAAGCAAUGGGUGUCAAAGCAUCAAAAUUAAACUGUGAGAAAAGUAUACCAUGUGAUUCUCAAUCCAUGAGGUCCAGUAAACUUGCUAUGCAAAUAGGGAGUUCUGGCAAAUCAAAUGAGAGACACAGUAGCAGUGUGCAGACUUCUGAAGAAUCAUUAAGUAUUUAUUCAAGCCAUGAUAAAAACACAAAAAUUCACCAUUCUCAUGUGUCUAAAUCAUACCUUUUGGGGAAUGCUAAAGAAACAGUUGGUGGAAAGCAACCUGAUAAAAUGCUCAUUGAUAAAACCAAAUUAGAUAAAAAUUUAAACAACAUAAACAAUGGAGGUGAACGCAACCACUUGUCUCCCCAAGCAAAGGAGCAAAGGAAACAAUAUCUGAACAGAGUUGCAUUUAAAUGUAUUGAACGAGAGAGCAUUUGUCUCACAAAACUUGACAGUUUGCCGAAAAAUAUUGAGAAGAGUGUGGAAAAUAAACCUAACACCACUUUACCUAAGAAAAAUACCACAGAAAAGCAAAGCAUGCUGGAGUUUAAAUUAUGUCCAGAUGGACUGAUUAAUAAGAAGAUAAACUCCACUGAAGAACAGAAGGAUCUGCAACCUUGUCCUAGGAAGGAGCAAGCCCCUGUGCAAGUUACAGGAAUAAAAAGUUCCAAAGAAGACUGGAUAAAAGGUGCACCUGAGGAGAAAAGGAUUCCAGAAGCCAACCAAGAAAUAGGAGUCUGUAACUCAGAGCCGUUGUUGGUGCGGUCCCGGCGCCUCCACUCCAACCCCCGUGGGUCUCUUCUGUAUGGAACGGAUGGCAUUGUCCUAGACAAAGCAGCUGGUACAAAGCGGGGACCUGAUGAGCUCUCCUCUGCCUGCAUAACUACAGGACCUAACUCAGCUUCUGCAGCAAAUGGAAAUGACAGGAAGAAGUUUAAAGGUGAUAGCACCAAGUUGAAAGAUGAUAGCAAGAAGUUGAAAGGUGACAGCAAGAAGUUGAAUGGUGAUAAUAAGUUGAAAAUUGACAGCAAGAAGUUGAAAGGUGACAGCAGUAAGUUGAAUGGUGACAAUAAGUUGAAAACUGACGGUAAGAAGUUGGAGUUGAAAGGUGAUAGGGAGAAGUUGAAGUUGAAAGGUGACAGCAGGAAGUCGCAUGGUGAUAAGUUGGAAAUUGACAGUGAGAAGUUGAAACGUGAUAGCCAGAAGUUGAAAGGUGAUGGCAGUAAGUUGAACGGUGACAGCAAGAAAAUGAAAGGCAACAGUAAGAAUUCCAAAGGUGACAGUAGAAGUUCAGGUGUUCCCUCCAGAGUGAUCUGCAUCGAGAAGCUCCCUGGGGAUGUCACUGAGGAUGAGGUCAUUUUUCUGGGACUGCCAUUUGGGACUGUCACCAACUUCCUGAUGAUGAAAUGGAAAAACCAGGCAUUCAUUGAGAUGAACACAGAGGAGGCUGCCAUCACCAUGGUGAACUACUAUACCUCCAUGAAACUCAUGCUUCGAGGCCAGCCCAUCUACAUCCAGUUCUCCCACCAUAAGGAACUCAAUACCAGCAGCUCACACAACCAGGCGCAGGUCCAGUCAGCCUUGCAGGCUCUGAACUCAGUAAAGUCCAGGAACUUGGCUCUGGCUGCCUCGGCUGGUGCUGUGGAUGUAGGCACUAUAGAAGCAGGUCCUGUUGUUGCUAUGAAUGCGGCCACUGUGGAUGUUGGCGCUGUGGAUGCUGUGGAUGUGGGGGCGGGCCCUGUGAGCUCAGUAGCAGUGAGUGCAGGCUCUGUGGGCACGGGUGCUGUAUGCUCAGGCACUGAUGAUGCAGGCCCUGUGGACGCAGCUGCUGUGGAUGCAGGUACUGUGAUGACUAGCCAGAGCCCAGUGCUCAGGAUUAUCUUAGAGAACCUCUUCCACCCAUUCCCCCUGGACAUGCUUCACCAGAUCUUUUCCCAUUUUGGCAAAGUUUUGAAAAUCAUCACUUUCACCCAGAACAACAUGUUCCAGGCACUGCUGCAGUAUGCUGAACCAUUGAGCGCCGUGCUCGCAAAGGUGUUUCUGGACAGUUGGAACAUCUUCGGUUGCACGGUUCGCAUCAGCUUUUCCACCUCUUCCAUCCUGAACUUGAAGUACAACAGCAGCAAGAGCCGAGUCUACACCUAUCCUGACCUGCCCUGGGAUGACAGCCAGUCCUUACAGGACCAGGCCAUGGCCUCGGCCUUCAGUGCUGCUCUGAUAACGUCAGCCCCGGUGAAAUCAGGAGCUGGUUUUCCUUCCACCCUUGAUAUUCCUCAAGCUGCAGGCCUCUGUGAUCCCAAUGAGCUCCAGGCCCUGCCCCCUGUGGCCAUCCCGUUGGUGUCAGGGGCAGCAACAGCAGAAGCAGGCCAGAUUGCCAUCGCAGACCCUGCACCUGUGGCCAACCAUUCGGUGUCAUCAACAGCAGAAGCAGAAGCAACAGGCCAGGUUGCCAUCCCAGGCCCAGCAGGGGCUGGAAAUUGUGUCCUGCUGGUCAAGAACCUCAACCCUGAGAGAAUCACAAUCCAAAACCUCUUCAUUAUUUUCGGUGUGUAUGGAGAUGUCCAGCGGGUGAAGAUUUUCUUUAAAAAUAAGACGCGAGCUCUGGUGCAGAUGGCUGAUGGGAUCCAGGCCCAGCUGGCCUUGAGCCACCUCAACAGGCAUAAGCUGCAUGGAAAGCCUAUGCUCAUCACGGUAACCCCGUACAAAAAUGUGCAUCUGCUUCAUGAGGGCCAGGCAGACCUGGGCCUCACCAAAGACUACAGCAACUCACCCCUGCACCGCUUCAGGAAUGCAUGCUCCAAGAAGUUCCAGAAUGUUUUCCCACCCUCAGAGAACCUGUACCUCUCCCACAUACCAUCCUUCACAUCCGCGCACAACCUCAAGGCCCUCUUCUCCAGCAACGGCAGAAUUGUUAAAAAAUUCAAGUUCUUCAAGAAGCACAGGAGCAUGGCGCUGAUCACAAUGGGUUCAGUGGAAGAGGCAAUCCAGGCGCUCAUCGACCUGCACUAUUAUGAACUGGGAGAAAACCACCACCUGUGGGUGACCUUUGCCAAAAUACCUGGUGACAACUUUCAUCCUUCCAGAAAACAGCCACUUUCAAAGCAGCUAAAGUGACCUUAAAAUACCAGAGAUUUUUAAAAGACAAAUCAGUUUACCUGUUUUUUAAUAUAAUUCACAUUGCUCAUUUUGUGGACAUGGGGUGCCAGCCUCAGGUUUUCAGUGACACGUGGAAAGGAUACCUGCUCCUCCCUGGUGCCCCCUUGCCUGUUGCUUUUGCAGCCUAUGCCGUGGGCAUUCCCAAACCUCCAAUUGGCCUUUUUGUGCCUUAACAUACACUGCUCUUGCCGGGCUUUCUUGGUGGUGGUAAUGCUCAGGCGUUUGGGGACUGCCUCCCUCAGGGAUCAUGUACCUGACAUGGCAAGAGGCUGCCAGCUACAGGAUGUGCCCACAUUUCAAUCUUCCUUUUUAUCAAGUGUGUCAUUCUCCCCACCCCUGGCUUAAGAUAUCCCCCCUGUGAUGAGACACCUGAAGGUGUGUGUCCCUGGUGCUUCUUUAGCUUGUAGCUUUGUUUCAUCAUAAAUCUCUUAAUUGUGCUUUGAUGCAGUUGCAGACAUCUGCUCCUAGCAAUAUUUCCAGUUGACCAAAUAUUCUAGUCUUCAUUUAUAUGUAAAAGAAAUAAGGAAUAAUUUUCUAUAUAACAAGAUAAUAAAUAUGAUGACAAUGUCUUGGCUAAUUCAAGAAACACCAACAGAACCUUCAGUGCAGAUGGACUUGAGACGCUAAAAAACCCAGUAAAGGAUUCAAAAGCAAUAUUUCAAGCCUACCAGAAAUUGUAU